Molecule: messenger RNA, 1246 nt
Organism: Yamadazyma tenuis ATCC 10573
Lineage: Eukaryota; Fungi; Ascomycota; Pichiomycetes; Serinales; Debaryomycetaceae
Source: RefSeq, a predicted model, not a curated record
AUAUAUACUGGUAUUUAUUGUUACUAAGAUUGUAGUUAACUAAGACAUAAUGUGCACAUGCAACAGUGGUAUAUUUUGGACGGGAGUAGCACCUUCUGCUACCACAGGGUCUCGCUACCGCAGCGCGCUGCCACCACCAUCCAACCUUUGCGGGCUUCAUCCACGCCGCGUUUUCGGAGUGCGAAAAUUUCAACUUCCACCUGUACGCCAACAGCAUGACGGUAGAAGAACACGAAGACAAAGUCAUUGUGUCGCUCGACAGCGACCCCUCCACCAGCGUGACCAUCUUGAAGUAUGGGGCCACCGUGGUGUCCUGGAAGCUUCGUGGCAAAGAGCAAUUGUGGGUUUCUAGUGCCGCCAAAUUAGACGGGUCCAAGCCCGUGAGAGGCGGAAUUCCUCUUGUAUUCCCCAACUUUGGCAAGACCAAGGACGAGUCCCACGCCACUGCAGCACUCCCGCAACACGGGUUUGCUCGGAACUCGACGUGGGAAUUUUUGGGCCAGACCACCCAAAGCCCAUUGACAGUCCAGUUUGCUCUUAGUCCUGAUGAGGCCAACAGCGACAUUUAUAAGUUAUGGGGUGAUGGCACCAACGACUUCACGUUGAUCUACUCCAUUGGGUUGUCCGACACGUUGCACACACAGAUCGAGGUGGAAAACACCGGUAAACAGGCGUUUGAUUUCCAUUGGUUGUUCCAUACCUACUUUAAGGUGGAGGACAUUGAGGACAUUAUUGUCAACAACUUGACGGAAGAAAAAUGCUACGACCAGUUGUUACAGUCAUGGUACACCGAAAAGGCGCCCAUGGUGAACUUCAACGAGGAGUUUGACCGGAUUUAUAAGGAUAUUCCUGAGGAAAAGGUGUUGCAAAUCAUUGACAAGGGCUAUGUUUUACAGAACCUUCGAAGAUCUGGGUUGCCAGAUGCGGUGGUGUGGAAUCCGUGGAUCAAAAAGUCCGAAGGAAUGGCGGACUUUGAACCUAAGCUGGGAUACUUGAACAUGUUGUGUGUUGAGUGUGGAAAUGUGACGGAUUUCGUGAAGUUGGAGCCUGGAAAAGCUUGGACCGGCUCCCAGACGUUCCAGGUGGGUGGAGAGAUUCUUGUCCAAUCCAAUAUAUUUGCCUGAUGCCGAUUUAGUAGUAUGACUUUAUAGGGAAAUAGUACUCAAUUGAACUUAGCACAGCCUAAUCAGCGAAACUUGUUUUUAAAGCGGGCAAACCUAUCUAGUGACUUCUGCGACGACGAGAG